Molecule: messenger RNA, 1863 nt
Organism: Camellia sinensis
Lineage: Eukaryota; Viridiplantae; Streptophyta; Magnoliopsida; Ericales; Theaceae
Molecular function (GO): glycosyltransferase activity
Source: RefSeq, a predicted model, not a curated record
CGUGAUGAAUUAAUUGGAUCUAGCCGGUGACCUUGGACUCCACUUUCCUUCACGGUAGAGCUCGCACAGUAUUCUCAAUCUGUUGCUUCAAAAUACAUAAAUAGUUCAAAACUAUGUACGUAUAGAUCAUAGACAAUAUAGGAAGAAGAAAAUGGGGAAACAUUCGACGGUGUCGAUCCCAUUCCAGAAGAGAUGGCCUCUGAUGUUUCUAAUAUUGUUCUCUCUCUCCACCGCCAUCGUCUUCUUCAUCAGAUUUUCUUCAGAUUCUUCUUCUUGCAACACUCGUAAUUACGAAGCCAAUACUGACAAUACUCAUCAAAUUCAAGUUGGAAGCUUCGCGAAUCCGCUUAAUUUCAUGAAGUCCAAGCUCGUUCUAUUGGUUUCCCACGAACUCUCUCUUUCUGGUGGACCUUUAUUAUUGAUGGAGCUAGCAUUUCUCUUAAGAGGUGUUGGUGCAGAAGUUGUUUGGAUUACUAAUCAGAAACCAACCGAACCAGAUGAGGUGACUUACAGUUUGGAGCAUAAGAUGUUGGACCGAGGUGUACAGGUUGUCUCUGCUAAGGGUCAAAAAGCUAUAGAUACAGCUCUUAAAGCUGAUUUGGUCAUUUUAAAUACUGCAGUCGCCGGGAAGUGGCUAGAUGCCGUUCUCAAGGAAAAUGUACCUCGCAUCCUUCCAAAGGUUUUAUGGUGGAUUCAUGAAAUGCGAGGGCAUUACUUUAAAGUGGAGUAUGUUAAGCACCUCCCUUUUGUUGCAGGUGCUAUGAUUGACUCCUAUACAACAGCAGAAUACUGGAAGAACCGGACUCGGGAGCGUUUAGGGAUUAAAAUGCCUGAGACCUAUGUUGUGCACCUUGGGAAUAGCAAAGAAUUAAUGGAAGUAGCUGAAAACAGCGUGGCAAAACGGGUUCUUCGUGAGCAUGUACGAGAAUCCCUUGGAGUGCGGAAUGAAGAUCUGCUCUUUGCAGCUAUCAAUAGUGUUUCACGUGGGAAAGGUCAGGAUUUAUUUCUCCGUUCCUUCCAUGAAAGUCUACAGCUAAUCCAAGAGAAGAAACUACAAGUGCCAUCAUUGCACGCGGUAAUAGUGGGAAGUGAUAUGAAUGCUCAGACCAAGUUUGAAACAGAAUUGCGUAACUUUGUGGCAGAGAAAAAAAUUCAAGAUCGUGUUCACUUUGUCAACAAAACCCUUAAUGUAGCUCCUUAUCUUGCGUCCAUUGAUGUUCUUGUUCAGAACUCCCAGGCUCGGGGAGAGUGCUUUGGGAGGAUAACCAUUGAAGCUAUGGCUUUUCAACAGCCGGUAUUGGGUACAGCAGCUGGUGGCACAAUGGAAAUCGUGGUUAAUGGAACAACCGGAUGGUUACAUCAAGCCGGGAAAGAAGGCGUAACACCACUUGCUGAAAAUAUUGUCAAAAUGGCCACACAUGUUGAGAGGAGACUUACCAUGGGAAAGAAAGGGUACGAGAGGGUUAAAGAACGGUUUAUGGAACACCACAUGUCACAGAGAAUCGCUUUGGUCCUGAAGGAGGUUCUGCGAAAGUCAAACAGUCGCCCUUAAUCUUAGAGUUUCCAAAGCUCAUACUUCACGAUCUUGAAAUUUUUUCUGUUUAAGGAGGAUUGUCCUUGCAAGAACAUCCUCAGCUGGAUAGCCAAUCUCACUCCCUUGUAUCAUAUGUAACAGGCAACUCUUGUUUACUGAAAAAAUGAGUCAUUUUCAAUGAUCUUAUGAUUUUCAGAUUUUCAAUUUCUGGCAGACCGAUCAUCUUUUUUCAUUGGGAAUUUACCUUGCUUUUGGUCUACUUCCUUAUUUAGACGUUGUAAUAGAUUUUUAGGGUAAAUUACACUAACCCCCUUUUAGAUUUGGAGAAA